UGACUGACGCCACUAUAAGAAAUGGGCAGGAAUGUGGUGGAACUGUAACAAUUCGCCACAGCUCCUCCCUCCCCCUUCCGCUCCUUGCAUGCCGAUCGCCUCCAAGCUCCUCUACUUCCAGCGCCGCCCCUCGCCGGCGCCGCCGGACCCGGGCCCCGAGCCGCCCGACCCUCGCCGCCGGGCCAGCCGCGACCCCUCCGCGCGCCAGCGCCGCCGCAGCUCCCUCUCCUCCCACCACAAGCCGGGCCAGGAACCUGUUCCAGGGAACCAAAGAGACUCUACCAAGUCUCUUGGACCAGCUGGAAACACAGCAGAGCAUGUAGCGAUAUCCUCUAUCACAGGACUAAGCCGCAGGGUAUCAGACCAUGGCCGUCUUCCUGACGCCGUGCAACAGGCCAGGGAAAGGCUUCUUCAGAGGCUCAACAGCGUGGACUUGUCAGGAAGAAGGCAAAAGACAUGCCCCUCAGAAACCAUUUGGGCUGAUUUCUCCUCUGACUGCAUCCUGGGCACCCUAACCAACUGCUUCCAGCCCGGCGACUCCAUCGCAGCCAGCAAGGUUGAAGAAGGAGCGACGGAGCCCGUAGGCAGUAACGCUGAUGAGCGUACGCCCAUCUCACCGUUCUCGGAACCCAUCCCUGAGAUUCAACACUCGGUCUGCAACGGAGCAGCAGAGGAAGGCGAUGACCGCACCUGUGAACCUCCAGCUGAGUGCUCCAUAUGCCUGGAGCGGUGCGGCGGCGCGGACGACGGGCUCACCCAGCUGCGCUGCAGGCACGUCUUCCACUCGGCGUGCCUGGAGCGGUGGUUGCGGUCCCGCGGCUGCUGCCCCUAUUGCCGGGCCACUGUGGCCCGCUCCUAACAGCAGGAUGCAGAAACUGAACGAGAAUGACCAUGAGUCCAACGGCGCAGAUUACAGAACCUCCCAUGUCCCCUCUAAGCUUUAACAAUUUCCCUGCUUAGUGCUUACCCCCUUUUACUGUUACUACUGCACUUUUCCAUUAGUCGUUGAGGGCUUGAGGCUCUAGGAGGCCGAACUAUUCACCCUUGUGCGGCUCAGCAUUUACAGUAGACUAGUGUCUUUUCAUGUGUAGAUCUUGCCCUGUAAACGCACUGUGUCAGAGUAACUGGAUGGUUGCAUCUGGCAUCUGCGCAUAGCAUGAUAGGAGCUGGUGUUGCAUCACCCUACUCCAUGGAACUUGUGUCGUGUGUGCUCCACUCUCACUGCAAGCUGUUGCUUGGUGCAGCCGUUUCUGUUCUGUUUCUUUUGUACACCUGCAAGUGGAUCUAGAAUCUCGUUCAGUUC
Panicum hallii is the source of this 1303-nucleotide messenger RNA. Its product is annotated as probable E3 ubiquitin-protein ligase RHY1A. Lineage: Eukaryota; Viridiplantae; Streptophyta; Magnoliopsida; Poales; Poaceae. The record is from RefSeq and is a predicted model, not a curated record. The transcript is spliced from 3 exons. Bases 32 to 859 code for a protein of 275 amino acids.